AUGGCUGUUACAGCACCCGGCUCAUUGCAGUUCGCAGCAGACCAUCCUCUUGUCACAUGCGUCGUGAUUCUUGCGUCGCUUUAUCUGCUUAUCGCAAGAAGUGGUCAAGAUGAGCCGCCCUCUCUACCCGAGGUCCUGCCAUUCGUUAGCAAUACGUAUCAGUACAUGACAGACCUGCCCACAUUAAUGGGGCGUGCCAGCCGUGCAAUGAUCCGGAGCGACGUUGUUAAAUUCUGGCUUGGGCCUAUGCGUGUUUACCUCGUGAAGGGCGGAGAGAGCGUGCAGGCCAUAUUCCGGUCGUCGUCCACUUUCCGCUAUGAAAAGUUCAUUCUGAUGGUUGUCAAAAACUUGCAAGGUUCUUCAAAGGAAGAUGUCGAAAAGCUCCUUAAGGACAAGUCGUCCCGCAACAAGACGCCAGCCCCAGGCUGGGAAAACAUGCCGCAAGAGCAGAGAUACUGGUACCAGCUGCAUCACCUCACCGUAGACAACCUUUCCAGGACUGAAUCCACGAGUCAUCUAGCCAACAUGUUCACAAAGUUCUUUGGCGACUCCUUGGAAAAACAGCCCUUGGGGGAAUGGGCAACGGUACGAUUGUUCGACUUUUUGAGAAAGGAUAUGGCCGAGAGCGCGCUCAAGUCUUUGUGCGGCACACGAAUCCUGGAGCUAGUGCCCGACUACAUCGACCAAUUUUGGCGUUUUGACAGUAUUGGAGUUCAGGCGGUAUACGGUCUUCCGAAGUGGAUAAACCCUAAGCCGGUUGAAGAACGCGACAAGCUGAACCGCAUGACACAAAAGUUCAUGAAGGACGCGUUCUCCACGUUCGACUGGGAGGGGCACGAUGUUGACUCGCAUUGGGAACCAACCUUCGGAUCCCGCUACUUCAGGAUCAACGCAAACACUAUACCAGUGACUGCCUGGGCCCUGAUGGAAGCUUUGCAGGAUCCUAAGUUGUUUGAAGAAGUCCGUGAAGAGGCCCUCCAGACAGUGAUAAAAGACCCCGCUACCGGAGAACGUUCCUUCGACACGGCAAAGCUCCUCUCCAUGCCCCUGAUGCAGUCCAUUUACGUUGAAUGCAUGCGCCUUCACGUUUCCAUCGCCAUCACCAGAGAAGUCGUCGAGCCAACAAAACUUCAAGGCUAUCGCUUGGAAAAGGGCUCCAUGAUACAGGCCCUGACGAACCUCAUGCAUCUUGAUGAGCAGAUAUGGAGCCAAGAAGGUCACCCUGCUUCGGAGUUUUGGGCAGAGAGGCAUAUCCAGCAGGUAGCGAAGGUGGAUGAAGCUACAGGCGUUCGGACAACGGAAAGGCAGUUUGUCAUGGGUGCAAAGCCCAGUGAAUUCUUUCCAUACGGUGGAGGCAUAUCAAUUUGCCCCGGGCGCUUCUUUGCGAAACAGGAAAUUCUGUUGACCAUUGCCAUGCUUGUAACGAGAUUCGAAAUAGAGUUUGUGGAAUGGACUUGCAAGGAUGGGUCCAAAUCCGAUCGGCCGCCGAUUGACGACAAGCACUACUUUGGGUCGGCUGCUGUACCUCCGGAUAGGGACGCGAAAGUCCGCUGGAGGAGGCUUUGGUAA
Messenger RNA from Colletotrichum spaethianum, 1569 nucleotides. Its product is annotated as cholesterol 7-alpha-monooxygenase. The transcript has 4 exons. Lineage: Eukaryota; Fungi; Ascomycota; Sordariomycetes; Glomerellales; Glomerellaceae. Bases 1 to 1569 code for a protein of 522 amino acids. Gene Ontology annotation, molecular function: iron ion binding; steroid hydroxylase activity; oxidoreductase activity, acting on paired donors, with incorporation or reduction of molecular oxygen. The record is from RefSeq and is a predicted model, not a curated record.